Molecule: messenger RNA, 760 nt
Organism: Caenorhabditis angaria
Lineage: Eukaryota; Metazoa; Nematoda; Chromadorea; Rhabditida; Rhabditidae
Source: the annotation of a GenBank genome assembly
AUGGUUACAAUGGGUGGUCAAGCUUUACCAGUUGGUUCGAUAGUCGCAUUCAAUACGAUUAAUAAUGGUCAAGUUGAGGGACAGGUUGUUUGUUUUGAUCCAGCGUUGAAAGUAAGUUGAUUUUGCGAGAUAUUUGUAAAGAAUAAACGAAAAUUCUGCAGGUUCUAGUUAUCCGCAACAAGGAUUCGGUGUCGAAAAAACCAAUUCUUCGAGUUUUCAAUAUGUCUUCCGUGUCAGAGGUCAGUUUUUCGGGAGAAAACUUAGAUACACCAGAAACAAGAAACAUUUUGCAGAUACGAUUGAAAUCAGAGCCAACAAAUGUUCAAGUGAUUGAAGAACUUCUCUCAUCUUGCAACUUCACUGGUAAAAAAGUUCACGAACGUAUUUCUACAUCAAUCGCUCUUCGAAGUACUGAAUUGAUGCCAUCUGACAAAAUUUCGAUACAUGGUCAAAAAGCGUUUCUGCAACUGAAGAAAACUAUCGCAGAUACUCUUUGGGAUGGUGAAAACAUUCGAGUUGUUGGUUUAAUUUUAGUCAAAUCACCAUACAACGGAGACAGUGUUGAGAUUAUCAAAUCGGUGAGGAGAUUUUUGAAGUUUCUCAUGAAAAAUCUAUUUUGCAGGAAGUCCGCUCUGAUUCUGAUGAUUCGAAAGCGCGUACAGCUUUAGCACAAGUCCGAAAGAUUCUCUCCAAACCAUUUUCAUCCUACGAAGAACGUCAACGUCCCGAAUUUCUUCAAUCUACACAAAUCCCGGUCUGA